This is a messenger RNA of Penicillium longicatenatum, 450 nucleotides long. RefSeq names its product CMD-domain-containing protein. The transcript has a single exon. The record is from RefSeq and is a predicted model, not a curated record. Gene Ontology annotation, molecular function: peroxiredoxin activity. NCBI's taxonomy places the organism in Eukaryota, Fungi, Ascomycota, Eurotiomycetes, Eurotiales, Aspergillaceae. Bases 1 to 450 code for a protein of 149 amino acids.
AUGACCACCGAUCCCAAGUUCGAUGACCUCCACAAAGGCCUAUUCGAAGAAGGCCUCAAAGUCCGUCGUGCCGUCGUUGGGGAAGCCUACGUCGACAAGGCCCUAGAGAACGGCUCAACUGAGUUCUCUCGAGCCGGCCAAGAACACAUUACCGAAUGGGCCUGGGGCAAUGUGUGGACAAGGCCGGGACUUGAACGAAGAGAUCGCAGUCUUCUCAAUAUUGGCAUGCUGAUGGCUCUCAACCGUGGACCCGAAUUGGCGGUUCAUAUCCGAGGGGCUCGUAAUAACGGUCUGAGUGAGCUUGAGAUUCGCGAAGCUAUUAUACACGCUACUGUCUACUGUGGUGCUCCAGCUGGUGUGGACGCUAUGAAGAUUGCCGAGAGAGUAUUGAAUGAGAUGGCGGAUAAUGGAGAAAUGCCGCGCCAAUUGGGAGCCAAGGUGAAAAAUUGA